Molecule: messenger RNA, 2999 nt
Organism: Dendronephthya gigantea
Lineage: Eukaryota; Metazoa; Cnidaria; Anthozoa; Malacalcyonacea; Nephtheidae
Product: multiple epidermal growth factor-like domains protein 10
Exons: 4
Coding region: 13-2604 (863 amino acids)
Biological process (GO): cell communication
Cellular component (GO): membrane
Molecular function (GO): scavenger receptor activity
Source: RefSeq, a predicted model, not a curated record
UGUGGGACUGAAAUGGUUAUUAAUAUGAACAACUGGGGAACAAUCGUUUCCAUAUUGGUGUUUGCUUCCCGUAUUCAGAUACUUUCUUGCUCAGGAAAAUUAAGGAUAGAUUUGAGGCGAUAUGAAAACCCGAGCAAUAGAUUAUCAGAUGGUUUCUGCUGUGACCCUAUUUGCCGUGAUUGUGAUCCCUUCUUCGAAUUCACCUUCAAAGGGACCAAGAAGGAAAUUAAACCAGGUCAAAGUGGAAAAGACAUAACUUUUUCCUCGCAAUUUACAACGUUCUCCUUUGACGCGUGGAAGCCUGCACAAAGCUUGUCGUUGGAAAUAUGGGAUGAAGAUGCUUUAACACCAAAUUCAAAUGACAUAAUUUACAACGGAACAAUAACCCUCUCAUCAAAGGCAAAUUACAAUUCAAAAUUCUCUCCCAAAGCUUACACACUGUACUUUCAAGGAAAGUACGUAACACUCAGGACCACUGUCAGCAUCUACUGCGACUCUGAUUAUCUCAUACCAGAUUGCGCAGAGCAUUGUGUGUCCCGGAACGAUAGUAAAGGCCAUUUCCAUUGUGACUAUAAAAAUGGCGAGAAAAUAUGUCUUCCUAAUUGGUUUGAUAUGGAUAAAAAUUGCACGAAGUUCUGUUCACCCCAAAAUGUUGACGAACAAGGGCACUAUAGCUGCUCGAAAACAGGAGAUAAACUGUGCUUUAGAAAUUGGUACGGGGAAAGUUGCACCGUGAAGUGCAUCGAAAACAACCAGACUUUCUAUUGUGACGUGAAUACCGGAAAAAGGAUUUGUCGUCCAGAUUGGUUUGGAAGCAACUGUACAACGUACUGUAUCAGUCAAAAUGAUUCAAAUGGAAUGUUUCAUUGCAAUAAAACAUCUGGUAUGAAAAUCUGCAAUGCUCACUGGUAUGGAAUCAAUUGCACAAAUUAUUGCAAAGAACAAAAUGACACGAGUGGACAUUACUCAUGUAGUAUAGAGAACGGGCAAAAAAUUUGUCAGCCAGGAUGGCAUGGAAUAAAUUGCUCAGUAUUUUGUAAGGGUAAAAAUGAUUCCUAUGGACACUAUUUCUGUAAUGAAUCGUCUGGUUUGAAAAUUUGUCAUGAAGAUUGGUAUGGAAUAAAUUGCUCAGUAUUUUGUAAGGGUAAAAAUGAUUCAAAUGGACACUAUUUUUGUAAUAAAUCGUCUGGUUUGAAAAUUUGUCAUGAACAUUGGUAUGGAAUAAAUUGCUCAGUAUUUUGUAAGGGUAAAAAUGAUUCCCAUGGACACUAUUUUUGUAAUAAAUCGUCUGGUUUGAAAAUUUGUCAUGAACAUUGGUAUGGAAUAAAUUGCUCAGUAUUUUGUAAGAGUAAAAAUGAUUCCCAUGGACACUAUUUUUGUAAUGAAUCGUCUGGUUUGAAAAUUUGUCAUGAACAUUGGUUUGCAAAAAAUUGCUCAGUAUUCUGUAAGGAUAAAUAUGAUUCCCAUGGACACUAUUUCUGUAAUGAAUCGUCUGGUUUGAAAAUUUGUCAUGAAGAUUGGUACGGAAUGAAUUGCUCAGUAUUUUGUAAGGGUAAAAAUGAUUCAAGUGGACACUAUUUCUGUAAUGAAUCGUCUGGUUUACAAAUUUGUCAUCAACAUUGGUAUGGAGCAAACUGCGCGAGAUAUUGCAAAGAACAGAAUGAUUCGCCCGGACAUUAUGUCUGUGAUAAACAAACUGGCUUCAAGAUUUGUUCUGCCAAUUGGUUCCGCGAAAAUUGUAGUAUUUUUUGUUUGCAAUCAAGCAAUGACUUUAUCGGACAUUAUGAUUGCAACAGAACAACCGGUUUAAAGAUCUGUCACAGAAACUGGUAUGGGGAUAAUUGUACGAGCUAUUGUAAAGACAGCGAUUUGGAGGGGAGGUAUUCCUGCAAUAAAACGAACGGGGAACAUAUUUGCCAUUUGAAUUGGUUUGGAAAAAAAUGCAAUUGCACUGAAACUGUUAAUUAUUAUUGCAAUCAUACAACGGGACAAAAAAUAUGUCAUCCACAUUGGUACGGAUCUGACUGUUCAGUUAACUGCAUAGAAAAUUCUGGGAAUGCUGACACUUACUUAUGCGAUAAGAAAACGGGGAGAAAAAUCUGUCGUUCUAACUGGUUUCGAGAUAACUGCGAGGUAUUUUGUAAAAGUAGAAACGAUGAUUCUGGUCAUUAUUUUUGCAAUGAAACAUCUGGUCAGAAGAUUUGCCACUCGCGUUGGUAUGGUGAGAAUUGCACAGAAUUCUGCACGGAGGAGAGCGAUCAAACGUCAUGUAGGAUUAACGAAGAGAGGAUAUCUCAAGAAUGUAAUGGUGGAACUCAGUGGUAUAUCAUUGUCGUGUCUCUGAUAUCUGGAAUUAUCUUUGGAAUUUUCCUUUCUAAAAUCGUCUCAUGUUUGCGUCGUAAAGUCAAAAGCACAGACGCUCCACCAUCUGAAGAUGACUUGACUUACGAAGGACUUGAUCUUACAAAAAUGAACACAGAAGACAAUUACCAGUCGUUGAGAGUGAAUGCUGCGAUAAACCAGGGUGCAAAUGACGAGUACUCGACGUACACCGAUCUGAAGAAGAAUAGAGAUGUUGAAAACAACUACCAGUCAUUAACUUAGGACUGGAAUUUAGGUUGUAGUCUUUCCACUUAUUUUUCUGUUGACAAUUAAACGCGGGGAUAAAUACCCCUAAGAAACAACUAUAUUAUGUGCUUAGAAAAAAAUCCCACCUAAACCCUGAAUAGAAUAAUAAUUUCGUCAAAUGCAAACAUUCAAAUUACUUACGGAUGAUUUAGUAAUAAUUUAAUAGUUCUACAUGAACAUUAGAGAAUUGCUACCUUCACACAAAUUAUGGAAAACACGUAGUCUGCCAAAAACAUGGAAAACACGGAGUAUAAAUGUUUGGAAAACACGGAGUCAACGUAAAUUAUACAUAUAUUCAUAAAUGAAGGAUCGCUCAUAAGUCUAUACUAAUUUUUUAUACCACAGUAAUAGUAUAAAAGAAAGAAUACACA